AUGCGACCGCAUCUCCUUCCAGCCAUGUCUCGGUUUAUCCUAUUCAUAGCCAUAAUAAUCUUUGUCUGUGGUUCAAAACCUGUGUUUGCUGAUGAUGAUGAGCGAUAUCUAAACUGCAGCAAAACGUUUGAUUGCGGAAAUAUUAAGGAUAUUCCUUAUCCUUUCUGGGGAUCCAAUAGGCAAGAUUACUGUGGCUAUCCAGGGUUGGAGCUCAAUUGCAUUAACCAAGAUCCGGAGAUCACAAUCAUGCAAUCGACUUACAAAGUCCUUGGUAUCGAUAAUCAGUCGCGGACUCUCAAUGUUUCUAGAACAGAUUACACAGAAAAUCUCUGUCCAACUCUCCUGUCCAACACCUCUUUGGAGCAAAACCCCUUGGAAUAUACUUCAGAUCAUGGUGAGGUAACACUGUACUAUGGUUGCCCUGCUCCAAGUCCGCAAGGGCUUUCCGCUCGGUUUACUUGCACCAUUAACGAGACUGAUAUGAUGGGCUACUUUAUAACAGCCAACCUCUCUGAACUUGUUUCAAUUGCUCCUGGCUUAAUCAGCUACCUGACAACAUGCAAUAAUAGCGUUAAAGUUCCAAUACGUCAAUCAGCUAUUCUGCCGAAUAUAGACAUUACAACCGUAGAACAGUUGCUUGGAGUUCUUAAUCAAGGUUUUGGGUUGGAGUGGAAUGCAAAUGAUGACUUAUGUGAAGCAUGCAAACUUUCUGGUGGGCAGUGUGGGUACAACCAGACAACUAAAGCGUUCACUUGUUAUUGUGCGGAUCAACCUCGAGAAUUUAAUUGCGCAGCAUCACCACCUAGUCAAUCAACAAGUAUGUCCUCUUUCCAGUUUCUUUUCUUGAUGGCAAAAUAG
This is a messenger RNA of Dovyalis caffra, 858 nucleotides long. NCBI's taxonomy places the organism in Eukaryota, Viridiplantae, Streptophyta, Magnoliopsida, Malpighiales, Salicaceae. The record is from the annotation of a GenBank genome assembly.